Pseudomassariella vexata is the source of this 1296-nucleotide messenger RNA. RefSeq lists its product as uncharacterized. Gene Ontology annotation, cellular component: prospore membrane; lipid droplet; ascospore wall. The record is from RefSeq and is a predicted model, not a curated record. Bases 217 to 1089 code for a protein of 290 amino acids. Lineage: Eukaryota; Fungi; Ascomycota; Sordariomycetes; Amphisphaeriales; Pseudomassariaceae. The transcript is spliced from 7 exons.
GCAAGCCACAACAUGACGACAUGAUUAACAACCUCCUACCUCAUCACCAGAUUGCUUACGUGAAACAAACAAACAAGGCACGAAGCCAGUCUACAAACAAAAGACAUUGCAGUCGUCAAAAUAAUUCCACGAACCUAUUACCUUCCCUAGGCUCUCUCUCUUCUUUAUCUUCAUCGGCCACAGCAACAGAAACGAACGCGCAAUCUCGCCAGCAUCAUGUCGUCGUCCGGAGUUGCAAGCAGCAUCCAGGCAAGAGCCCGAGAGAUCGCGAAGGAAGACUACGAUAAAGCCCGAAUCCUUCUCGAGGAUGCGGCCAAGAGUCAUGCCUAUCUCUACCCAUUCAAGGGCAUCGUCUACUUCCUAACGCAUCGCGCGUUAUGGAAGCCCUUCUCGUCACGUGUUCUUCCUACUCUGGGUUUGUCCGCCGGUGUCAUAGCUGGGAUGUUCUUCUUCACGUACCUGCCCCAACUGGCCAUCUUGGUCUUCGUGAAUGGCCCUCUUGCUGCCUUCACCACUAUUUUGCUGGUUCUCAACGAAAGCUCCACCCUCAUAUCGAUCUUGUCUCGCAACUUCCUUAUCCAGGAGGCUCUAUUGGAUACGUUCGACGGCACCUUGAUCACGCGAAAUGAGACUGAGAUUGUGAAGGAGGGAAGACAGGUCAAGUCUGGCAGCGACCCGAUUGACAAGCUCGGCAAAAUCUUGAAGAGCCCGUUCGAGAAGUUCAGCCCGAAGGCACUCAUUCGAUACGUCAUGUAUCUCCCACUGAACUUCAUCCCUGUUGUUGGAACGAUCAUCUUCAUCUUCAUUCAGGGUCGAACAAGAGGCCAAUCUUCCCACGAUCGAUACUUCCAGCUGAAAGAAUGGUCCACAUCUCGGAGAUCGGAAUGGCUAAAGCAACACACUGGAGCCUACACCGCCUUCGGUACCAUCGCAACGGUUCUCGAAAUGAUACCGUUUGCUUCUAUGUUUUUUUCCUUCACAAAUGCGGUUGGUGCGGCGCUCUGGGCCGCCGAUAUCGAGGAUCAGAACACCCAGAUGGAGCAGAGCACCGCACCAAAUCUGCGAGAGGCGGCGAAGAAAGCUGAGUAGGGCACACAGCCUACGAAUCAAGCCGAUAUCUCCGAAAUUACAUGAUCGAAGAUCAUGCACGUCAUGCAGAAAACGGGCCGCAUCUGCAUGAGGCUUCGGCCCCUUCGAGGUGGCGUUAACCUGACGCGCCACAGGUGGAAUGCUACUUACAGCAUCAUAGUAACGGUAUACGAAAUAGAUCAAAUUGACGAUGUGCGCCAGCUUCCG